This is a messenger RNA of Clonostachys byssicola, 564 nucleotides long. Lineage: Eukaryota; Fungi; Ascomycota; Sordariomycetes; Hypocreales; Bionectriaceae. The record is from the annotation of a GenBank genome assembly.
AUGGCGACGCCGUUUCCCAACAUCUACACCCAUCGGAAGGUCGCUGAGACGGCAUCCAAGGCUUGCGAUGUCUGCUACAAGCCCAGCACAUCCGUACUAAUAACCCCAGAUAAGAAGGACUUCUUCUACAUCUGCCCAGUCCAUCUGAAGGACCGCAACUUUGCUACUCCCAAAAUUGAUGAGGAAGCUGUCAAGGCCAAGCGGGAAAAGGAACUCGCUGAAGAAAAAGAAAAGCUGAUGAAGGAGUACGAGGAACGGCAAAAGAAGAAGAAGGAAAAGGAAAAGGAGAAGGAGAAAGACAAGGACGGCAAAAACAAGUCCAAGGACAAGGACGAAGAGAAGAAGAAAGACGAAGACCAGGACAAGGAUAAAGACAAGGCGGCAACGGACGACGAGAAUGACACUCCCACGGAAGAAGAGCCUCGGGUUUUCGAGCUCAAACACGUGUUCUAUCAACAGAGGAUUCAGAAAAAGAGGCAGGCAGAAGCUGCCAAACGGGACCGUGAGAGGGCGUCACAGCCUGGUUACUUCCCCUCUGUCCCUUCAGAUCUUCCCAGUAGGUGA